AUGACAAUGAGGAUUGAGAUGCUUGUUGAUACAUCAAAAGUGUUCCCUUUACUGAUCUUCAGGAGAAAUCCGUACUUUCAGAAAAGAUCUCGCAUACUCAAAAAAUGGGGUUUCCUAGGAACUGGAAUUGGACUACCUCUGAUUGCUGUGAUCAUAUGCCGCAAUAAAGCUAAGGUGUGGAAGUUCAUAAAGAAUCAAUUAGGAUUGAUGAAUAAGCAUGAUCGAAAUAUAGAAGCCUUUCUAGAAAGCCAAGGUCCACUUGGUAUAAAAAGAUAUAAUUUCUCUGACGUGAAGAAAAUGACCAACUCCUUCAAAGUCAAACUCGGAGAAGGAGGUUAUGGUUCUGUUUACAAGGGAAAAUUACCCAAUGGUUCCUCUGUGGCUGUAAAGAUGCUCAAUGACUCCAAAAGGAAUAACGGCGAAGAAUUCGUCAAUGAAGUUGCCAGCAUUAGCAAAACAUCUCAUGUUAAUGUUGUCACUCUUGUCGGAUUUUGCCUCGAAGGAAGCAGAAAAGCUCUUAUUUAUGAAUUCAUGCCUAAUGGUUCUCUCGAAAAAUUUGUUCACAAAAAGGCCGAUCAAAGCACUCCGGCCCUGAGUUGGGACAAGUUGUACCAGAUUGCAAUCGGGAUAGCUAAAGGAUUGGAGUACUUGCACAAAGGAUGCAACACUAAGAUUGUGCAUUUUGAUAUUAAGCCUCAUAAUAUUCUCUUGGACGAAAAUUAUCGUCCAAAGAUAUCAGAUUUUGGACUAGCUAAGCUCGGCACAAAGGAUGAGAGCAUUAUGUCAAUGUCAUAUGCUAGAGGCACAGUUGGAUAUGUGGCUCCGGAGAUGUGCAACAAGAGUUUCGGAGGUGUAUCUCAUAAAUCUGAUGUUUAUAGCUACGGAAUGAUGCUGCUAGAAAUGGUUGGAGGGCAGAAGAAUGCGAAUGUUGAAGCGAGUCGGUCGAGCGAGAUAUACUUUCCACAAUUGGUGAUUUACAAGAAGCUUGAGGUUGGGAGUGACUUGGGGCUUGAUGGGGUGAUGAGCACAGAAGAAAAUGAGUUGGCGAAGAAAAUGAUUAUGGUGGGUUUGUGGUGCAUUCAGACAAUUCCCUCUCAAAGGCCAACCAUAAGCAGAGUGAUUGACAUGUUGGAAGGUAGCAUGGAUUCUAUGGAAAUGCCACCAAAACCAACCAUGUCAUCUCCUCCAAGAUCCACAACAGACUUUUCCACUGCAUCAUUGUCAGGGGAUAGUUGUUGAUAAAUCCAACGUUUCUGUGCUGCACAAGUUGCAUGUGUUGUUGUUUCAAUGUUUCCAACAACAAAAGAUGUUGCUAAUAAAACUAAAAGCUACAGGUUUUCUUGGUGUGACUUUGAUUCUGUAUAUCAUGUAGUAUACAGAAUAAUAGAAUGAGAUGCUUAUUUGGUAGUACUCAUUUGUACCUGAAAAUCUUAUAAAUAUGUACGUUAUAUUUAGAUGAUGGAGUUGAAAAUGGUUGAGUGUAGAUCAAUCAAACUUUGUUUUAUCUUUACAUUUUUUGAGUAUCCCAUUGCAAAUGUUUCAAACAACCCUUGUCAAUGUCGAUCAUAAUGAAAUUGAUUGAAUACAAAGAUCCUGUGGAUGCUUC
Messenger RNA from Arachis duranensis, 1606 nucleotides. Its product is annotated as LEAF RUST 10 DISEASE-RESISTANCE LOCUS RECEPTOR-LIKE PROTEIN KINASE-like 2.4. The transcript has 2 exons. Bases 1 to 1239 code for a protein of 412 amino acids. Gene Ontology annotation, molecular function: protein kinase activity; ATP binding. The record is from RefSeq and is a predicted model, not a curated record. Gene Ontology annotation, biological process: protein phosphorylation. Lineage: Eukaryota; Viridiplantae; Streptophyta; Magnoliopsida; Fabales; Fabaceae.